UAUCAUUACAAAGUACGUCAUAUCCUACACGCCUGAGACAGACACGGGCGAAAAGGAAGUACCUGCAUCCGUUCUGAAAGCGGUCGUAAAUGGACUCAGUCAGUCUACAACAUAUUCAUUUCGAGUUAGGGCUGAAACUGUGAAAGGUGCAGGUCCAAAAAGCGAUCCUAAAAAUGAGACAACUGAAGAUCCGCCGGAACCUCCCACGCCUUCAGAUGGCAGCAUCGGAACAACAGAAGUCUCUGUUGCCUUUAACACUAAGCAAGAGUUGAGUAACGGUGAUCCUGUCAGUUAUUAUCGAAUGAUUGUCGUACCUUUAACGGAAGGACAAGAUCCAGGCAAAUCAUCAGACAAGAAAUAUGUCACAGUCACUCGAACUUACGACAACCAAGAGGACGGAGAACCUUAUAUCACAGCUGAGUUUGCCAAUGAUAAGCAAAGGACAGAGUUUCCUGUUGGGGAUGGGAAGUACUACUCAAGAGAUGGUGUAACUGAAGCCAGAAGAAAGCGCAGAGCCACAACUCCCACCAAGUUUCUUAAUGGAAAGCUUAAGGAUGCCACAAAGUACGCUGUCUUUCAGCGGUCUUUUUCGGCGGAUGGUGAUUAUGAAAACGAGGGAUUUGUUGAAUUCAAGACCGCUACAGACAACACGGGUUUAAUCGUGGGAAUAGUUGUAUCGCUCGUUGUUGUAGUUGCGGUAAUUGCAGUUGGCAUUUUCAUCUAUCGUCGACGACAAAAUAGUGCUCGAGACGAAGAAGAUGGAGAAAUGCCUCUGAAGCCUCGUAAAAGGACUCUGACAAACAGAAUUCGAGGACGAGGUUCAGGCGCUUUCGACAACCCCAACCACAACCCUGGAGAGCCGAUACCUGUGGAGGAAUUUGAGGAACACGUGCGACGCCUACACGCCAACGGCGAUCUUUUGUUCUCUCAAGAGUACAGCGCCCUCCGUCCUUCAGCAGAAUUCACUUGGAAUGCUACCCUCGCUCAGGAGAACAGAUACAAGAACCGCUACAAUAACAUCGUUGCGUAUGACCACAGCCGUGUGUAUCUCACACCGGUAACAGGUGUGCCAGGCUCCGAUUAUAUCAACGCCAACUAUCUUGAUGGUUAUCAGAAAAAGAAGGCGUACAUCGCUACUCAGGGACCCCUCCCUGAGACCACAGAUGACUUCUGGAGAAUGGUCUGGGAACAAGGGACUAAGACUAUUGUCAUGGUAACAAACUUGGAAGAGCGAGGUCGUGUUAAGUGCUAUCAGUACUGGCCGUCUGAAGGCGGAGAGGCUUAUGGUGACAUUCAAGUAUCGCUAAUGCAGACUGUUGAGCUCAGUGAUUUUACUAUCCGCACACUGUGUUUGAAGAAAUCCAAUAGCAGAACUGAGCGGACGGUGAAUCAGUAUCAUUACACGAUAUGGCCUGACCACGGUGUUCCUACUUGCGCUACUUCAGUGCUUACGUUUGUUAGGAAAGCUUCUGGUGCUAAUCCACCUGAUGCGGGUCCUAUGGUUGUUCACUGCAGUGCCGGUGUAGGGAGGACUGGUACGUUCAUCGUGGUAGAUUCCAUGCUGCAGCGCAUAGCUGCUGAGAAAACAGUGGACGUGUUUGGAUUUGUUAUGUCGUUACGACGUGACAGAAACAUCAUGGUCCAAGUAGAAGAACAGUACAUUUUUAUUCAUGACGUUGUGCUGGAGGCCAUCCAUGCCGGAUACACUGAGAUACGAGCAAAUGAUCUUAGAGCCCACAUUAAAGACCUCAUGCAAGUCAAUCCAGCUAGCGGUCAGACAGAAAUGGAUGAGGAGUUUGUCCGUUUAGGACGCGGCGGUAAUGCUACUCAAGUCAAGUCCCAGAGUGCCAACAUGGUCUACAACAAGACAAAGAAUCGCUAUGCAAACGUUUUGCCGUAUGAUGACUCGCGUGUCAAACUGAGCGUAAUCACUGGUAUUGAAGGCUCGGACUACAUCAACGCUAGCUUUAUCGACGGCUACAUGAUGAGGGGGGCCUUUGUUGCAACCCAGGCUCCCAUACCAGACACCAUUCCCGACUUUUGGCGUAUGAUCUGGGAACAAGAGUCUUCCACCAUAGUUAUGCUCUCCAAAGAGACCGAAAGUGGCAAGGUCAAGGUGCACCGUUACUGGCCCGCAAAACAACCCGCCAGCAUUGGAACUUUGGUGGUGGAAAUGACCAACGAAAUGGUUUAUGACGACUAUACUAUGAGGGAAAUAAAACUCACCAAUACCAAGGAGAGUGCAUCUCGAGUGGUUCGUCAGUACCAAUACACUGGAUGGCCUGAUGUUGGCUCUCCAGACUCGGGUACAGGAUUGAUCGAUAUUAUUGGCCAAGUACAACGGUGGCAGCAGCAGUCAGGCAAUACUACGAUCACUGUACACUGCAGUGCUGGGGUCGGUCGAACAGGAGUAUUCUGUGCCCUCAGUAUUUUGAUAGAGCGAUUGAAGAGUGAGGGUGUGGUGGAUGUCUUCCAGACUGUCAAGCAGCUGAGAGCUCAGAGACCCGCCAUGGUGCAGACCAAGGAGCAGUACGAGUUUGUAUACUCUGCCCUCAGUGAGUAUCUGGACUCUUUUGAUGCAUACAGUAAUUUCGAAUAACUGCACUGAAUUAAGAGGUGGAUCAGUUUGUUACUCCUUUGAAGAACGUCAGUUUUUUUCCUCUCCAAUAAUUCAAUUAACUAAAAACAUCACUUCGAGCAAGUGACAGUUUUGGAAACGUAAUGCUUUGCACAUAUCACAGUAAAAAAAAAGGUAGUACAAUGAAUUUUCAAUCAUUAUGUUAUCAAAUAUAUCCGCUACCGAUUUUAAAAUUCUUAAAUGCGAUAGGAAUCGGACGUUGUCGCCUCCUACAUGCGAUGAAGAUUUGACUGUUUUCACUUCAUAAAUCUACUUCAUAAUUAUCAGUUAUGUAGAAAGUAAUCGUCAUAGCAGUUACGCGUUGUAUUGUAAAAAAAUAAGUAGAUACUUUUUUAAUAUCAAAAUAAUCCAGCAACUUUUGCAAAUUUUCGCAUAUUAGUGAUAAUUGUGCAAUUUCAAAGAAGUAUUUAAUAGGAUGAAUACACAACGGCUUUUUUCAGAGGAACGGAAUUGAUUAUCACUGCAUUCUGAUACACCACAUAUUUGUCCAACAAUAAUAUUUCAAGCGUAAACGCUUUGCGUGUAGAUAGCGUUGUUGAUAUAAUCAAUUUGUGGACUUAAUUCAGAAUUUUGAUAUUUUUGUCUUCUCAUUUAAACUAGAAAGGAAGACACUUUUCCAUGGAAUUGUAGUUUUUGUAUAGAUCACUUUCCACCUCAAACUCGAGAGCGGAAAUAUAAUAAGUUAAUGAGUUGUUUUUGUUAAUCAAUAUAAACACGUGAUCUCUGAAGUUCAAAACCUAAACCCUUGGCUGCCGUCAAUCUUAAUUACAGUUUCGACCCUAAAGCCCACGCAUUUUCGGUUAGUAGCUACCAAUCGCUCGAGCUUUGGACAAGAUUUAAACGAGAACCAGAAAAUCCUGGUUUCGGUUUAAUUGUGCUCAUAAUUUGAGUUCAAUUGUGGUUUCUAAAUAUUCGUAGAGGUAGUAACCGCUGUGACUAUUUCGCCCAGAGGUCUCGAUUCUAACCAAAAAGAUCGCGGUCUCUGAGAACGCAAUUGUUGCAAUCAAGACGACAACAGACUAAAAACAGAAACAAACAAAAUGGAUCGAAAUCUAACCACAGACGUGACUUUUUGGACCCGUUGAAGUAAACCUCUGUUUCCUGAGAGGUCUGCUAAGGUGAUUAAAGGCAGCGAAGCACGAAGCCGUUGAUUAAGCAGAGUUCGCGUGUCAUUGAAAGGCACAGUAAUGUGCUCUAUACUAUUGAUAAUACCGUAGCUAUUUUUUACCCCUAGGCGAAAUAUUUUAUAUUUUUGUAAUCGGCAUAAGCAAGUAUAAAUAAAAUAGUAAAGCAAUUCGGCAAUGUCGUUUUGUACCAUGCUAUGUUAAAAAGGUAAGCGAAAAAUAUUAUAGUGAGGUAGAACCGGCAGGGCCGUGAUUUUUCAGUCUGCCCAAUUAUAAAUGUUAUCAAUUGAAUAAGAGUUAUCUUUCUUUGUAAAAUUUUUAUUGUAUUAUUACUGAUAAAAUAAAAUAAAAAAGUGGUGAAGGCUUUGUAAAA
Molecule: messenger RNA, 4135 nt
Organism: Orbicella faveolata
Lineage: Eukaryota; Metazoa; Cnidaria; Anthozoa; Scleractinia; Merulinidae
Biological process (GO): homophilic cell-cell adhesion; synapse organization; protein dephosphorylation
Cellular component (GO): axon; plasma membrane; neuronal cell body
Molecular function (GO): protein binding; protein tyrosine phosphatase activity; axon guidance receptor activity
Source: RefSeq, a predicted model, not a curated record